AUGAGAAGACAGGAACUGGCCUGGAUCCCACCUCCGAUAGUCAAGAUCGCCCAUCCUGUCAAGUGUAUCGUCUGCAAUGAAGCCGUCGGUUGCCGUCCGUUUCAGAAUUCUCUUCUCAUUCUUCCUGGACUGUUAUAUCUUUCUGAGCUCAUGAAGCUCUGGAAGAGACGAACUUCCUUCCUUGACUUCUCUUCCUUUCCCAACGUGGCAGAGAAGUGUCGAAGGGGCUGCAAGCGGAUUUCGCCACAAGAAACUCCUCUCAUAAAUCCUCCAGGUAUUAUCUUCCAGAACCAUUCCGGACAGGGAGAUUCCACGGAUUGCGCCAGUGAAACUCGAGAAGAAUCGGCGUCUCUCGCGGAAUCCACAGAGAGUUCCACUCUUGUGGAAUCGGAUGCGCCAUCCGCUCCGAGUCAGCCUGAAGGAGAAGCCGAGGAUGUAAAUAGUGUUUCUCUAACGGUGUCCCGGACGCAUCAAUUUGCUAUCAAGAGCAACUGGGAGGAACUGCUUGAGCUCAUGGACGUGGAAAGAGUAGAGAACCAUAUGAUCUCCAAGGAUAAGCUACCAUUACACAAGUGGGAGGAGUUGAACAUGGAGAAGGUGAAAAAGAAGAGGCGAAGCGUCCUCCUUCACUAUGUUCAUAGCACAGAUGAGGAUGUCUUCCUCGCAUUCCAAGAUUGGCUCGUCGCCGCAGGUCAAGCAUACCUGGCAGAAAAGUUGCAUCCCUGAUCGACGACGUGGGCUUUGAAAUGGGCCAGUGCCAUACCUCCGUGAUUUCCACUUUUAGUCUCAUUUGAUUGGAGGCCUCUUUUUUUAUACGCCAUGUACCUGUGAUUGUUAUCCACUUGAGUCCACUUGUUGAUUCUGUAUGCCAUCUCUUCUUUUACUAGAAUUUGAUCAGAUUA
Messenger RNA from Darwinula stevensoni, 902 nucleotides. Lineage: Eukaryota; Metazoa; Arthropoda; Ostracoda; Podocopida; Darwinulidae. The record is from the annotation of a GenBank genome assembly.